GUCGACAGUGCGUUUCUGACAACUUCUGAAGUGUGCACUUUUUCCAGGACACGCAACUGUUUCAAGCGGGAACUGGCAGAACCUUCCCGUCUGCCUUCGGAACUCUCUCUCACAAGCUUCACUACCUACCUAGCAGACCCCACCAAUCGAGUGAAUUGAUAAGAACUAUUUUGACCCUUCCCAUGGCCAAGGUCAAACUUGAAUCCGAUGGAGAGCUGGAACAGCAUAAACUACAACUGACCAGUAGUCCCUCAAAGAAACGUCGCGCAGAUCCUGAUAAUGCUAAGGAGAUGACUGCUGGCAAAAAGAAAGGCAAGCCACUCCCCAAAAUGGAAGGCAAUACAAGCGACAAAGAUGGAGACAAGGAAAAGGCUAAGAAGUUUGGUUGGACUGACAAUACCAAAACCCUUCUACGAGAGCUUGUGCACAAAUAUGGGGAAACUGGGAACUGGAGUACCAUCGAGCAAGAAUUCAACGCUUCUCAAGGCCGGACGGCAGUGCAGCUUCGUAAUUACUGGCGUAACGUUUUAAAGAAAUAGGUUUGGUUGUCGUAUGUUGUAUGAGCCACAAUGGGCGAGACCGAGUCGCCUCCGCCAUCUGGCUCAAUUUUGGGCUUUGCUAGGCCGUUCCUAUGAAAUUAGGCAAAGCACUUGCCAUGGUACCGUUUAUG
Molecule: messenger RNA, 670 nt
Organism: Fimicolochytrium jonesii
Lineage: Eukaryota; Fungi; Chytridiomycota; Chytridiomycetes; Spizellomycetales; Powellomycetaceae
Exons: 3
Coding region: 183-539 (118 amino acids)
Source: RefSeq, a predicted model, not a curated record